AUGGAAAGUGUGGUGGUGAUGCUCCCGUCUUUGGGAAUCGGCCACCUUAUCUCAAUGGUGGAGCUCGGCGAACUCAUUCUUACCCACGACCCUACAUUCACCAUCAUCAUCCUCCUUACUCCGGCACAUUACGAAACAAAAUCCACCGCAAACUACAUCAAAAACGUCACCUCCACCACCCCUUCCAUCACCUUCCACAACCUUCCUACCCUCCCUCACCCACCUGAUACCUCCACCCCUUUCUUCGAUCUUGUUUUCCAAAUAAGCAAACUCUACCAACCCAUCAUCAGAGACACUCUCCAAACCAUCUCGGAGAAAUCAACCAUCAAAGCCGGAAUUCUUGAUUUCAUGUCGAACGAUGCUUUUGAAGUCUGCACAAGCCUCAACAUACCAACGUACUACUUGUUCACUGGAAGCGCUUUUGGCCUCAACAUUAUGCUGUACAUGCGGACACUCCAUGAGAAGGUCUCUGAGAGCUUUAAAGAUCUAAGAACUUACAUCCAACCACCGGGAACACCACCCAUUUAUUCUCUCGACAUGCCGAUGACGAUGUACAAUAGAAACAGUAAUUCUUACAAAAGCUUACUCAGCGUAUCAGAAAACAUGGCCAAAUCCAGUGGUAUUAUCGUGAACACGUUCGCGAAACUUGAGCCAAAAGUCAUGAAGGCGAUUGCCGACGGCGAGUGCAUACCGGACGGCCCAACUCCGCCAACUUACUACGUUGGGCCACUGAUUCGAGACAAUUCCGGCGACAAUAGUGGGGAUAUGUGCUUGAAGUGGCUGAAUUUGCAACCCAGUAAAAGCGUGGUGGUUCUGAUUUUUGGUAGUAUGGGGAAGUUUAAGAAGGAUCAGUUGAAAGAAAUGGCAAAAGGGCUAGAGAAAAGCGGACAAAGAUUCUUGUGGGUGGUCCGGAGUCCACCGCCGGAGAACGAAAAAGGGCAUGAAUUUGCACUGAAAGAGCCGGAUCUUGACGACUUACUUCCGGCGGGAUUUAUAGAACGGAAUAAAGAGAAGGGUUUGGUAGUGAAAAACUGGGCACCACAAGGUGAAAUACUGAGACAUGAAUCAGUGGGUGGGUUUGUAUGUCAUUGUGGGUGGAACUCGGUUCUUGAAGCUAUGCACAACGGAGUGCCGUUGGUGGCAUGGCCGUUAUAUGCAGAGCAGAAGAUGAAUAGGGUGUAUUUGGUCGAGGGAAUCAAGGUGGCGCUGCCGUUGCAGAUGGGGGAGGAUGGGUUUGUGACGGCGGAGGAGUUGGCAGAGAGACUGAGGGAAUUGAUGGAGGAAGAUAGUGGAAAGAAGUUGAGGGAACAUGUUUCGGCGAUCAGUGAGAGUGCUAAAGCUGCGGUGAUGGAUGGUGGUUCUUCCCGAGUUGCGGUGGCUGAGUUCGUCGAGUCACUGAAAUCAGUACGAGUCUAG
This is a messenger RNA of Lactuca virosa, 1416 nucleotides long. Lineage: Eukaryota; Viridiplantae; Streptophyta; Magnoliopsida; Asterales; Asteraceae. The record is from the annotation of a GenBank genome assembly.